Molecule: messenger RNA, 2702 nt
Organism: Oncorhynchus gorbuscha (pink salmon)
Lineage: Eukaryota; Metazoa; Chordata; Actinopteri; Salmoniformes; Salmonidae
Product: E3 ubiquitin-protein ligase MARCHF2-like
Exons: 5
Coding region: 427-1167 (246 amino acids)
Biological process (GO): protein ubiquitination
Molecular function (GO): ubiquitin-protein transferase activity; zinc ion binding
Source: RefSeq, a predicted model, not a curated record
CACAGCCUUAAAGUCCAAAUUGGCUAUAUUUUCAAAAUCCAGAACUAAAAUAUGCUUAAUUUAAGGUUAGGAUUAGGCAUACAUUUAGCAGUGGUUAAGGUUAGGUUUAAAAUCUGAUUUUAAGAAAAUAAAUUGUAGAAUAGGCGGGGUUUAUGACUUUGUGGCUGUGUGACGACCGUGAGGAGGCUACCAAAGAAAAUGCUAUUGUUGUCGUUUGUCAGCAAGACGAUAACUGGCAAAGAUACUUAGCUGGCCGAAAGGAAUUAUCAAUGAGUAUUUUAUAUAUUGACAACGCCACAUAUUACAUGUUAAAAUGAAAAAAGGAGGAAUGAUUCGUUGGGCCUGACUGCUCUGACCUGAGGGAGCUGAGUCUGCUCCCCCAUAAUCCCUUUGACCCCUGACUUUUGACCCCUGGACGGUGUAACCAUGACGACGGGGGAUUGUUGCCACCUCCCAGGCUCCCUAUGCGACUGCACUGGAAACACUGGCCUGUCCAAAAGUGUGGAGGAGUCGGAUAACUGCAGAGCGCAGUAUGUUACCCAGGUCACAGCCAAAGAUGGGCGGCUGCUCUCCACCGUCAUCAAACCUUUGAGCACACAGAGCGAUGGACCAAUUUGCCGGAUCUGCCACGAGGGGGCCAACGGCGAGGGGCUUCUGUCCCCCUGCAACUGCACAGGGACUCUGGGCACGGUGCAUAAGAGCUGCCUGGAGAAGUGGCUCUCCUCCUCCAACACCAGCUACUGUGAGCUGUGCCACACAGAGUUCACCAUUGAGCGCAGGCCCAAGCCCCUCACAGAGUGGCUGCGGGACCCGGGCCCUCGUAACGAGAAGCGCACAUUGUUCUGUGACAUGGUGUGCUUCCUAUUAAUCACGCCCCUGGCAGCCAUCUCUGGCUGGCUGUGUCUGAGGGGAGCCCAAGAUCACCUGCACUUCAACAGCAGACUGGAGGCCUUGGGCCUCAUCGCCCUCACCAUCGCCCUUUUCACAAUCUAUGUCCUCUGGACUCUGGUAUCAUUCCGCUACCACUGUCAGCUCUACUCUGAGUGGAGACGAACCCAUCAGAAAGUACGCCUCCUCCUUCCCGACGCAAAGGGGCGGCAUUCUAACCAGAAUUCCUUGCUCUCCACCAAGCUGCUGAAAAAAACAGCAGACGAGACUAUAGUAUGAGGUCAAAGGUGGGAAGAUUUGAAGUUGGUGUUCUUUGGGUGCUGGAGGUUCUCAAUGAAAAAGCACGUCUCCAACCAGAGCCCAAGCUCUUUUUCUAUUUAAAUCCUUUUUACCUAUGUGUGUCAUCAUCACUUCUUUUUUUAUUUUGUCAUCUGAGCCUCUGAUGGUGGUUUCAGUAUUUUACCAGUAUUUUAGAGUCCAGUGAUUGCCGUGCAGUAUGGUGUUUCGGAAGGUUUGGAAAAGGGCAGUUGAUUGGAUGGGUCUCCGCUUACAUAGGAUUCAUUGGACAGAUGCUCAGUGGAGAUGGCUGCGGAAGCUUUAAGACCAAACCCUCUAGUGUUUAAGUGGACAAUUCCCACUUUCUCCUCCCUAAUUUCCUUCACAGCCGUCUCUAAAAGUGUAGCAUGGAUCGUUGACGAUGAUCUACGGCGAUCCAUCCAGCGGUUGGUUCCCUAACCACUGAGUGUAGAAGUAAGAAGCUUAAAGCUUUCAUUCCUGUUUACCAGCCAAAGGCUAUUAGACUGGGGGGAUUAUAGAUGCUUAUGACAUUGCUACGCAAGCCAGUUGACUCCCUUCAAUUCAGCUCCAUCUGUUUUCCUCCUUGGUGUGAGCAGGAAUUUUGUUCAUAAAGAUGGAGAUUGUGCAAUAAAACACUGGACACGGUUUCCUCUCACAGUACGUGAUGAGACUGCUACCAACAUGCACAGUUUUGCAUGCAUGUAUACUGUUAAUUUGUUUUUGUACGAGAGGUUAGUUGAGCUCCCAUUAAUCUGGUGUUACUAGUUAGUAUGUUGAACUGGGUUUCCUCCCUAGAGUAUAGAGGUCUCUCAUUCUAUUAGCACCACAUAGAGUGAGCUGAUCUAGGUAGGUAGGUCUACACGCCACUGAUGAGAGAAAAAAUAACUUUAUGGAAAUGUAUAUUCCACCAACAUGAAGUUCAAACUUUUUGUGGUUGACGGAAAGUAAGUCUUACCUUUCCAGGACAAUGUUAGAGUAGCGCAGGUCAAGAUCACUCUUCAAUAGCUAGUACAUUGCUCUCCUACGACGAUAGACCAAUGAAAUGCUUUUAAAUAUUAUGUGUUUUUUUGUGUAGUCAUAACAUUUGCUAGUAAUCACAUGCAGCAAGAGCAUAGAUUGGUUAAUUGAUGUUACUUCAUGUUUUGUAGCAGUUGCAUUCCCUUUCUGAUAUGCAGGCGACCAGACUGAUGUCUCGUCUCAGACGUCUACAGAUGUCAACUGUACCUUGACAGUAGAACCUAGUGUGUGGAGCAAGACCAGUGUGUAGGCACUGUUCUCACCCAUCUACCACAGCUUUAAAAUGCAUGAGUCGACCUCUGGACAAGAGAGAUAUGCAACAGCACAGAUUUAUAGGGCUGGCCAUGUUACUAUCACCUGUUUGGAUCUUUUCAUGAAUAUACAGUUGAAGUCGGAAGUUUACAUACACUUAGGUUGGAGUCAUUAAAACUGGUUUUUCUUUCAACCACUCCACACAUUUCUUGUUAACAACCUAUAGUUUUGGCAAGUCAUUUAGGACA